AUGAGGAGUACCGUGGUUGACCAAGCCGCUGCUGACCAACGCGUUCAGCAAAGGAUUGAAUCACCAGAGUUUUGGGGUUCCAUGGUCCGGGACGGUGCUAGAGUCAUGAAGCACGACAAUACGCAGCCGUCUGCGCUCACCAUUGUUAGAGCGGUGCUUUUGCAACAAGCCCGCCCUGUUCAGCUCCAAACCGAGCUUGUGGGCAACGGCUACGACCUUUCGACUACGUCAGUCAGGAUGCAACUCACCACAGAUUUCAAGGCCAUGAUAUUUAGAGACACGAGCCGUAUAACGGAGCUGGAAGAGGAACUUCGAAGGACUGCUGCAGACAAUGCUGCCAUGAGAGUUAGGCUGGAGGGAGAUAUUAAUGAUCUCAUCGGAAAGCUGAAAAGGGCGGAAGAUGAUAUCGAGAGACUCAAGCAACGAAGGAGGUGUGUGAUCUUGUAA
Messenger RNA from Alternaria burnsii, 447 nucleotides. RefSeq lists its product as uncharacterized. The record is from RefSeq and is a predicted model, not a curated record. Lineage: Eukaryota; Fungi; Ascomycota; Dothideomycetes; Pleosporales; Pleosporaceae. The transcript has 2 exons. Bases 1 to 447 code for a protein of 148 amino acids.